This is a messenger RNA of Bombina bombina (fire-bellied toad), 471 nucleotides long. Its product is annotated as transcription factor HES-5-like. Gene Ontology annotation, biological process: regulation of neurogenesis; regulation of transcription by RNA polymerase II; anterior/posterior pattern specification. The record is from RefSeq and is a predicted model, not a curated record. The coding region runs from base 1 to 471 and encodes 156 amino acids. Gene Ontology annotation, cellular component: nucleus. NCBI's taxonomy places the organism in Eukaryota, Metazoa, Chordata, Amphibia, Anura, Bombinatoridae. The transcript is spliced from 3 exons. Gene Ontology annotation, molecular function: RNA polymerase II cis-regulatory region sequence-specific DNA binding; protein dimerization activity; DNA-binding transcription factor activity, RNA polymerase II-specific.
AUGGCUCCCAGUUUACAGUCACUUCCAGAGGAUCAAAAACCACAGCUAAAAUGCUUGAAAAUAACUAAGAUCAGGAAACCAAUUAUUGAAAAGAUGAGGAGAGAUCGUAUUAAUAGCUGCAUUGGACAGCUUAAGUUGCUGUUAGAAAAGGACAUCCAACUUCAACACCCUCACUCCAAAUUGGAAAAGGCAGAUAUACUAGAAAUGGCCGUGAACUACUUACAGCAGCAGAGACAGCAACAGAUAUGCAGUACAAAAUUCCUACAGGAUGAUGGAAAGGAGUCUUACUAUCAAGGCUACUACAUGUGUCUCAAGGAAAUGGUUGGCUUUUUGCAUAAUCACGAACAUAACAAUAUUUCACAAGCAACAAUGUUGAAAAAUUUCUGCAGAGACCAAGCUUUUACCAAAAAUGUAUCUCAACAAAGAUUCUCAAAUCAAGGCCAAAAAUGUGAAAUGUGGAGGCCAUGGUAG